This is a messenger RNA of Triplophysa rosa, 1116 nucleotides long. It is a transcript of the gene psmb13a, whose product is annotated as proteasome 20S subunit beta 13a. Gene Ontology annotation, cellular component: proteasome core complex. The transcript has 8 exons. Bases 128 to 952 code for a protein of 274 amino acids. Gene Ontology annotation, molecular function: threonine-type endopeptidase activity. Lineage: Eukaryota; Metazoa; Chordata; Actinopteri; Cypriniformes; Nemacheilidae. The record is from RefSeq and is a predicted model, not a curated record.
UUGCACCUUCGGCUGGUUGAUGACGGCUCCGAGCAGUCGUGACGAAUUUCCUUAGAGCGUGCGCGUGCCCUUCAUUCGUUUCCACACAGUUCAUGUGGGAUCCUCAGUUGCGCUGAGAAAGGUGACGAUGGCUUCUCCCUACAUCCUCGAGUUUAACAGUGGUGGCUUCAGUUUUGAAAACUGUAUCAGAAAUGCACGCAUUCAGGCUUCAGGAGAGCAAAGCAGCAAGUUGAAAGCAAAAAAAACUGGAACAACAAUUGCUGGAUUAAUCUUCAAGGAUGGCGUAGUUCUUGGUGCAGAUACUAGGGCCACAUCUGGAGAGACUGUGGCAGACAAAAACUGCAGCAAAAUUCACUACAUAACCCCGAACAUUUAUUGUUGUGGAGCUGGCACAGCUGCCGAUACAGAAAAAACUACAGAUAUGCUGCGCUCCAAUCUUGCUCUCCAGAUCCUUGCCAUGGGCCGGAACCCACGUCUCAUUAUGGCCUGUCGCAUUUUGCAGGAUUUUCUUUUCAGACACAAGGGCCAAAUCAGUGCCAUGCUGCUGUUAGGUGGGGUGGACUGCACAGGCCCUCAUAUCUUUACUGUUGGUCCCUAUGGAUCUGUGAACAAAGCACCAUUUGCAACAAUGGGUUCUGGCGAUCUCGCAGCUUUGGCGGUUUUUGAAGACCGUUACAAACCCAAUAUGACAGAGGAGGAAGCAAAACUACUAGUUCGGGAUGCAAUACAUGCAGGAAUCAUGAAUGACCUUGGCUCUGGAAGCAAUGUGGAUCUCUGUGUCAUUAGACGGAAUGGAGCAGAGUACAUACGACCAUUUGAAAGCUCAAACUACAAAAGUGAAAGGCAAAGAAGAUACAAAUAUCCAGAAGGAACAACCCCUGUCCUUAAAGAACAGACAAUGAAGCUGGAUUUAGUAGAGGAGACAGUACAUCAAAUGGAAGUUGCACAGUAACUAAUGAUAAUGUAUAAGACUGAAACAAUGCGUAUUUGUGCUUACAGUCACCAUAAAUCAAAACAGUAAAGUUUAGACAAUGUUUUGUGCUAUUUCAAAGACUGUUUAACUCAUGUGAUAAUACUUGAUGCAUAUUUUCAAAUAAAUUUCCUCAUUUUGACAGA